UAUGUCAAGGUGAGGGUUUAAUUGUGUAUUUUUAAACCACAAAAACCCCUCUUGCUCUCCCUCUUUUCCACACUCACUAGUAUUGUUCCAACUCCAACCAUGGAAGCAACGCGAUUCUCCCCUAAUCACUUCCAUCCACACUCCUUGCAAACCAAACACAACGCUUCCAGAGAAAGAAGAUACGUAAAAUGCAUCAACGGAAUUGGUACUAGGGUUUCGCUUUUCACAAUCCCCGCGUUCAGCACAAGGAUUUCUCCUUCGCGGAACCGGACUCUUUCUGUUAACUUCUCCGACAGGCUCCGGAGUGAUUAUGCACGCGUCGACGCUCCGAAGGAUGAGCUUCCGAACGAGGAGGUUGUUCCCGCCAUUCGCGGUGGGGAAACGGCUGUUGCGUUGUCUCCGGAGUUUGAUAAGUCGGUAACCUCGCAAUUGAAACCUGUAAUGUUCAGAAACAGGUUUCUGAACUUCGUGCGGUUGGGUUCCGUGGUAAACGGUGCGGCUGAAUCGUUUUUCAAGAGCGAGAUUAGGAGGAGGUUGUUCGUGACGGCGGUGCUGAUUGUGAUUAGUCGCGUUGGUUAUUUUAUUCCUCUUCCUGGGUUUGACAGAAGGUUGAUACCGGAAGACUACCUGAGCUUUGUGUCAGGAUCAUCUGUUGAUGAACUUGGUGAUUUCUCCGCUGAGCUCAAGCUAUCUAUUUUCCAGCUUGGUAUUAGUCCUCAGAUAAUAGCGUCCAUUAUUAUGCAGGUACUCUGUCAUGUUGUCCCUUCGCUAGUAAAGCUACGAAAAGAAGGUCUGGAUGGGCAUGAAAAGAUUAAGAGUUAUAUAUGGUGGAUGUCAUUUGGCUUUGCAAUUUUGGAAGCUUUAAUAGUUUCUUGCUACUCACUUCCAUAUUCAAUUUAUGCUGCCAGUUACAGGGUCAAACAUGUAAUGCUGACAUCAGUUUUAUUGGUUUGUGGUGCAAUGACUAUUACAUGGAUAUGUGAUACUAUAUCAGAAUCUGGAUUUGGUCAAGGCUCGUCUUUAAUCAUAUGUGUGGGAAUCCUUACGGGGUAUAUGGAAACAUUAUACAAGAUGCUUACUCAGCUUUCAGUGAGUGCUGUGAGCUGGUGGCCAUAUGUGCUUGCCGUAUUGGGUAUCUUCACCGUUGUCACUAUGUGGGCAGUUGUAGUAACAGAAGGUUGUAGGAAAGUAAAGCUGCAGUACUAUGGUUUUAAACUUGCUUCUGCAGCAAGAGAGCAAUCGCCUAUUACAGAAGUGGAGCCCUAUAUUCCUUUCAAUAUUAAUCCAGCAGGGAUGCAGCCUAUUCUUACCACCUCUUACCUCUUGGCACUUCCGAGCAUUCUUGCAAGUCUGCUGAGUUCACCUUUUUGGGAGCACGUAAAGGAAAUAUUGAACCCUGAAAAUUCUGUCGGUGCUGAGCCAUGGGUUUACUAUUCCAUAUAUGCUUUUUUUGUCUUCCUGUUCAAUAUAUUUGACAUUGCUAACAUGCCAAAGGAAAUUGCGGAUUAUUUAAAUAAGAUGGGUGCGAGAAUACCAAACAUAAAGCCUGGGAAGGCUACCAUAGAAUACCUCACCAAGGUUCAGGCAUCCACACGAUUUUGGGGGGGGCUACUGUUAAGUGUUCUGGCCACUACAUCAAGUGUUCUUGACCACUAUUUGCGGCGUGUCAAUGCUGGGUUUGCCAUUGGUUUUACAUCAGUUCUAAUCAUUGUCGGUUCCAUUAUUGAACUCAGAAGAUCAUAUCAAGCAUAUAAUGUGAUGCCAAGCUUAAGUAAUGCCUUGAGACGAUAUGGUGUAUAACUUAUGGAAAAGCUAUGCUGUCACUCCCCUGUGCCAAUUUGAUUUGGACCUCUGGGGUAACAUUGGCCACCGUUGUAUUUGAUGAGUAGCCUAAUUUUUCUGUGUAAGGUUUUACAAAUUCCGAUACGGAUGAUAAUUGAUCAGGUCUACCAAUUGCUGAAAAUAUUUCGAGAAAGCUUGGUUUUCCGGGGACAUCACAGAUUUAGAGUUUAGUUUGGCGGUUUAAGAAUAUCGAGGUUGGAGUGUUUUGUUGGUAGUAAGGGGAUGCUAUAUUCGGCGUGUCGAUACAUGAUAGUAGCUGAUUCAAAAGCCUCAUCUUCUGGAUUCUUUGGUGGAAUUUUUAUGAAUUUAGGAAACUAUGUAGUUAGGGUAUAGUUGUAGUGGGAGAUGAAAUAUGUACAGGAAUUUAUCGUGUUGUUUGGUUGUAGGAGGUUAAAUGCCUUUGAUAGUGGGUUGGAGUGUUUCUUUCUACACAAAAUAUUUGAAGCAGCUCUCAUCUAUUCAGGAAUUGAUUUUUUCAGAAUGUAUACUCUGAAUAGUACAUGUCAGAAUAUGAGAAUUGCCCAGAUUUUUAUGGGGUA
Messenger RNA from Vigna umbellata (rice bean), 2381 nucleotides. It is a transcript of the gene SCY2, whose product is annotated as SecY protein transport family protein. The record is from RefSeq and is a predicted model, not a curated record. Gene Ontology annotation, cellular component: membrane. Gene Ontology annotation, biological process: protein transport. NCBI's taxonomy places the organism in Eukaryota, Viridiplantae, Streptophyta, Magnoliopsida, Fabales, Fabaceae.